AAUUAAUACACAAUCGUACGGCACAUGACAAUAAUGAUGAGUCAUCACGACUGGCAACGACGUCGUUUGCAUUCUCCAAAGUCAGUUCUGUUGUAUUUUUUUUUCAAAUUCAUUGUAACUCCCGCGCGCACGAACCAAGCCAUGGCAGAUCUCUGUAGAUCUUCGACGUUCUUCUCCGAUCAGAACCUCUGCAACGCAGACAUCAUCGGCUCCUCAGAGGCCAGAGCCAGAAUCGAAGUGGCAGUUCUCAAUUUUCUCAAGAUCUUGAAUUCUCCUUCUCCUGCUAUCUCCGAUCUCCCUCUGAUCAGUAGAAGGUGGAGUAACAGUAGGGUGAAUCGAGGAUUGCUGACUGAGGUUUCUUGCAUUUUCCUCUCGCAUUCCUUUUGUACAAGGUCUUUGAUGAGGCCAAAUGCUGCUAAAGCCUUUGUUAGAGUGUGGAAGGUUGUGGAGAUGUGUUUCCAGAUUCUGGUACAGGAAAAGAGGGUGACUCAGAGGGAGCUCUUCUACAAAUUGCUUUGUAGUUCUCCACAGUAUUUCACUUGUCAGUUACAGGUUAACAGGACAAUCCAAGAUGUUGUGGCCUUGCUUCGGUGCAGUCGAUAUAGUCUGGGGAUCAUGGCAUCUAGCAGAGGAGCUGUAACAGGCCGGCUUUUGUUGCAGGAGCCAAACCAAGAAACUGUGGACUGUUCUGCAUGUGGGUCAUCUGGGCACGCCAUCUCUGGUGACAUGAAUUUAUUAGAGAGGAUGGUUAUGAAGACAGAUGCACGGUAUAUCAUUGUGGUGGAAAAGCAUGCGAUAUUCCAGCGGCUGGCUGAGGAUCGAGUGUUCAAUCAAAUUCCAAGCAUUCUUAUCACGGCCAAAGGCUACCCAGAUAUUGCCACAAGGUUCCUGCUGUACCGAAUGAGCAGAGCUUUCCCUGAUUUGCCCAUUUUGGCACUGGUUGACUGGAAUCCAGCUGGACUGGCUAUACUCUGCACCUUCAAAUUUGGAAGCAUUGGGAUGGGCCUCGAGGCAUACAGAUACGCUUGUAAUGUCAAGUGGCUAGGGCUUCGAGGGGAUGAUUUACAGCUUAUACCUGAAGAAUCCUUGAUUCCAUUGAAGCCACGAGACCUUCAAAUUGCUAAGAGCUUGAAGUCCUCAGAGAUCUUAGAGGAGAACUACAGAAAUGAAUUAGAAGUGAUGGUUCAGAGUGGCAGACGAGCAGAAAUUGAAGCCCUCUACUUCCGUGGAUACAAUUUCUUGGGUAAAUACAUAGCAAAGAAAAUAGUACAAGCCAAUUACGUCUAAUAGAAUUAAUGCAAUUUUCUCUUGGAAGAAAAAUAUAAACUGGGUUUAAAGAAGAUGCUUGAAUUGAAUGGAUAUAGUGUUACAUUUGAAACCAUGCUCUCUCUGAUGCUUCAACCAUCUUAUUUUGCACUGUUCUAAAACAAAAUGCAUAAUAAUCAUUACUGUCAUUAAUAAUACAUGCCUCAACUAAAAAAUCCAACACACUCUGAAUCAUAUAAUCAGUCUAAAAAAAUGUAAAGUGUGAGCAAAAUAAAUGCUUUCUACCCAAUUGAUUUUAACGAAUCCAAUAAUUGCAUUAUAACUGAAACGGAUCCUAAUCCAGUCUCAACUGCAAUGUACACAGAGCGUUGCCGGGCCCUCAAAUUUCUAACAAAAAUUUUCAGCCUCUCUUUGAUGAGAGAGUCACUUCCUUUCCCUUCAAUGAGAACUUCCUACUACCUUCAAGCU
Vitis vinifera (wine grape) is the source of this 1734-nucleotide messenger RNA. RefSeq names its product meiotic recombination protein SPO11-2. The record is from RefSeq and is a predicted model, not a curated record. The transcript has 10 exons. Bases 25 to 1287 code for a protein of 420 amino acids. Gene Ontology annotation, biological process: reciprocal meiotic recombination; meiotic DNA double-strand break processing; meiotic DNA double-strand break formation. Gene Ontology annotation, cellular component: nuclear chromosome. NCBI's taxonomy places the organism in Eukaryota, Viridiplantae, Streptophyta, Magnoliopsida, Vitales, Vitaceae. Gene Ontology annotation, molecular function: ATP binding; DNA topoisomerase type II (double strand cut, ATP-hydrolyzing) activity; DNA binding.